Molecule: messenger RNA, 654 nt
Organism: Penicillium egyptiacum
Lineage: Eukaryota; Fungi; Ascomycota; Eurotiomycetes; Eurotiales; Aspergillaceae
Source: the annotation of a GenBank genome assembly
AUGAGUCCCAGCCCAAUCACAGCACUAUGCGCCGGCAAGACAGUCGUUAUUACGGGCGCGGCUCAAGGCCUUAGCCAGGCCGCCGCCGUCGCCUUUGCUGCAGCGGGAGCUAAGCGCAUUGCCAUAGUGGACAGCUCAUGCACUUCAGAUACUAAUGAAAGAGCUUCCCAGGCUGCUACAGAAGCUGGAAGAACAGAACCGGAGCUGUGUUCCUUUCAUCUUAACCUUGGUGAGGCUGCUAGUGUCGACACUAAGUUUGCCGAAAUCCACUCGAGACUGGGACAUGUCGCCAUUCUCAUCGACACGACAGAACACAUCUCUCUAUUUAAUCUGCAGAGAGGAACUAUAGGAGCAAGUAACGUCGAUGUGUGGAAAAAUUGGGAGGCUAGUGUCAAAGAUGCAUGCGUUGUCGCUCGCGCUCUGCUGCCGCUCCUGCUGAAGGGAACCGAAAAGACGAUUGUCAAUGUCAUUUCAGCCAGAUCGCCCUUGCUCCAAUUUACGUCCGGAACGCAUGAUUUGUCUGAGUUAGCUAUGAUGCAUCUCUCUGAAGGCUUGAUGCUCGAUUACGGGAACGAGGGACUGCUGGCAUAUUCGCUGCAGCCAGGUCACCAGGGGGCAAAAGACAUGCAGCAAUCGGUGAAUCUGAGUAAGUGA